Styela clava is the source of this 2489-nucleotide messenger RNA. Lineage: Eukaryota; Metazoa; Chordata; Ascidiacea; Stolidobranchia; Styelidae. The record is from RefSeq and is a predicted model, not a curated record.
ACGUACUAAGCAAAGAAAAGGGAGAACAAACAAAUUCAUAUCAAAGUUUGCUUUUCGUGAGUUUUAACAUAGUAACAAUGGCGAACGUGGAUUUGUCUACAUACCGCAUUCGAAUUGGUCUAUUUCGAGGCGGUUGUAGAACUAAAGAGAAUCGGGCACCGACUUCCACUUUACAACUCUCGGAUUAUUCAACGGGACUGUCUUUAGCGAUUCUAACACUCGUGUUUGCAUUGCUUGCUGUUCACGGAAUUGAGAAGAAUCCAGGGCCGAGAUCGUCGGAUCAAAAUAAUGUCAAUGAAGCAUCUAGUGUUGAUCCAGAAGCGGCUGCAAUCACCGAACUUGACGAUGCUUUCUACGAGACAAUAGACAAGUUUUCACUGCAACAAUUCAAAAUAUUUGCUCAAUCAAAAAAUGGCCUCGUCCUCAGUUAUCGAGAAGUUUGUGAUAUCACGGAUCACAGCACAGAAUUAGUUGAUGAUCAGAAAUAUGCUGUUCUAUCCCUCUGGAAAGAAAAAAAUGGAAAAAACGGAACCGCGGGAAGAAUAAGAUAAGUUGUUAACAAUUUUAUUGGGCUCGAGUCAAGCAAAGAGGCCAUUCAAGAUUUUGAACCAGGUGCAAGAUUUGAAGAUGUUUUCCUCGAAUUACCAAGAAGGUUCCUAAACAUAGCUGAUUUCAAACGAUUCGCCUUAUCGAAAAAUGGAUUGUCUUUAAGCUUGAGUGAUGUUACCUCAAUUGAAGACGAUACAAAAUACUCGCUUGACCAAAUGCUUAACAUGCUUUGGUUGUGGAAAGAAAACGCUGUUAAUUCCGCAUCAACGACGCUUAUCAUGGGAAUACUCGACAACUAUAAAAAAAAAAAACAUCCACAUUCGGACAUCCAAGACGAAAGAAUUGAAGACGCCUUUCUCAAAAUUAUCGAAACGAUUCACAACCUAUCCGAGUUCAGAGAAUUCGCACGAUCUAGCAAUGGAUUAUCAUUGAAUAGCGGCGAUGUUGCUAUGAUUGAGCAAGAUUCCAAAUCUUCCUUUGACAAAAAGCUUAGCAUGCUUCGACUGUGGAAGCAAAAUGCUGAUAAUCUCGUCACGGCAGCAACAAUCAGAGAUUUAGUUGAACAAUACGAAAAUGUCACGCCUCAGACAACAUACCAAGGUGAACAAUCCGUACUGCAGCAACCUUUACAGGCAGAAGAAGAAAGCUUGAAUCAAGGAGACACGUUUGAGACUUCAGCUGGUGAACGAUCGGUACCUCAGCAACCUUUGCUGAUAGGAGAAAAAGGCUCAAAUGAAAGACACACGUUUGAGACUUCAGCAGAAAAAAAAUUUGUCGACAAAGUCAACGAUAUCACUCGCAAAACAAUCGAGUAUGACGUUCGGUCAGUAUUCGAAGAUCUGAAUGAAUUAGAAGAGGAAGUUCAGCCAAAGCUGACGGUAGCCAAUUUCAAAAAUCAAACUAGCAGCAAACCUCUUGGACAAUCUAACGCAAUUGGAAUUGAUAAAAUUGAAAUAAGUCUUGAUCAGUUACACGAUGAGUUUAAAGGAACCACUUCUAACCAUGUAAUGCUAUUGGGAGACGCUGGUUCCGGAAAAACAAUUUCCGCCAAAAAGUACUCUAAAAUGGCCUUGGAUAAAGGAUCUAACGUUUUGAAAGAUAUUCUAAUGACAUUUUAUAUCUCUGUUUCCGAUCUUCAACAGGAAACAAUGUCGACCCCAUUUGAUCUAUUAUUCACGCAACAAAUCGGCCUACCAAUCGAACUUAAGAAAGCCGGUGCACAUUGGGUAGAGAAAAAUACGGACAAAAUUCUCUUAGUUAUAGACGGACUUGAUCGAGCAGGCGAGUUAUUUGGAGGACUCUAUCCUAAAAUCCAUGAUCCAAAUAUAAAUUUGAAAACAAAUACUAUUUUAGCAAACAUUUUAUCUGGCUCAUUGUAUCCAGACAUGAAAAUCUUAUCAACUUCCCGUUGGAGCACAUUUUGGGAAUUGGAUCCAAAACAAAAACCUUUGAAAGUCGUAAUGCUUGAAGGUUUCGACGACAAUGAUAUUCCAAAAAUAUUAUCAAAUUUGGUUGUAUCUAACGCCAAAGAAGAGGCAUUGCAAAAUGAUAUCACGCAAAGCCCAAAAAUUAUUUCUCUGUGUAAGAAUCCAAUGUUUCUCAUCUACAUGGCCAAAGUGCUAAAGCAAACUGAGACAAAAAUACCAGAAACAGAGUCCGAAACUAUGGUUACCGUUCUAAAAUUCUUUUCCGGGUCUGAACACUUCAAUGCAGAUUUGCAAAAACUAAUGAAGCUUGCAUUUUCUGGCAUUAAAGAAAAUACUUACUCGUUUUCAGCAAGCCAUGCUGAGAAUCUUGGAGUUGAUGUAUCGGAACUACGAGGUCUUAUAAUAACAAAAGCAGAGCCCGAACAAUAUCAAUCGCGCAUUGUGAAAGCCGAUCUAAGUUUUGAGUUUUUACAUCAGACUGUGCAAGUAGGUCUUCGUCUUGAAAAAGCAUGA